This is a messenger RNA of Actinia tenebrosa (Australian red waratah sea anemone), 2653 nucleotides long. RefSeq names its product 3'-5' RNA nuclease TATDN2-like. Lineage: Eukaryota; Metazoa; Cnidaria; Anthozoa; Actiniaria; Actiniidae. The record is from RefSeq and is a predicted model, not a curated record. Gene Ontology annotation, molecular function: nucleic acid binding; hydrolase activity, acting on ester bonds; zinc ion binding.
AUAUUUUUAUUUUCUCAGAAAAACAUCUGCUUUGCUUUUAUCUUUAAUCUUGCGUUUUAUUUUUAAAAACAUAUCAAUUUCUCUUUCUUUCUCUUGUAGCGAUAUUAAUUCAAGGGUUUGAAGUUCAGAGAAAAUUAGCCCAACAUGGCCGAUCAUGCCAGGAAGUGCUUUGGUUGCGGAAAAACAGGACACUUGAAAAAAGACUGCCCAAACAAACAACGUAUUAGUCUCUCGAAUAUCAAAUGUUUUUCCUGUGGAAAACAUGGCCAUAUGAAGAGGGAAUGUCCAAGUUUUGCUUCAGGCGAAGGGGCAGUUGAUUCAAGCGAGGGCUGCUCCCAAUUUCAAGGGAGMUUCAAGAAGCUACAGCUCUAUCCAAAAUGUCACACGAAUUUUAUUGAUACGCAUUGUCAUCUGGAGURUGUAUUUGAUAGAUUCAGGCAUAGUAGGGGUUUUGAGGAGUUCAGAGCAAUUCAUCCAUUCCCAGAAUUCUUUGAAGGGUGUGUGACAACUUUCUGUGACCCUGCUGCUUUCUCGGCAUUUGGCAUGUGGGAGGAGCUUAUCAUUCAGGAUAGAGUAUGGGGAGCAUUUGGCUGCCAUCCACAUAAUGCAGAAUACUAUACAGAGUCUUUAGAGGCAAAGAUAAUCCAGUGUCUAGAGAAUCCCAAGGCUGUUGCUCUGGGUGAGACUGGUUUGGAUUAUUCCAAAAGGUCUCGCUCAAAACCAGAAAUACAGAAAGAAGUUUUCAAAAAACAAGCUACUUGGGCAGUCACUCUGGGGAAACCACUGGUUGUCCACUGUCGUGAAGCAGAAGCCGAUACACUUAAAAUUCUUCAGGAAACAGUGCCAGCCCACUGGAAGAUACAUUUACAUUGCUUUACAGGCACUUCUGCAUUUGCUUCAAAAUUCUUGAAUGCUUUUCCUAAUCUUUUCAUUGGGAUAGCUGGGUUGGUUACCUUUGCUAAAGCUGCUGAAAUUCACGAGUUAGCAUUUGACAUCCCACUGAACAGAAUUGUUCUAGAAACUGAUGCGCCUUAUUUUGUACCUAAUGCUGUUGCCAAUAGCAACAAGUGGAGUCAUCCUGGAAUGGCUAUCUAUGUUGCCGAAAAAAUUGCUGAAAUCAAAAAGGUCCCUAUUGAUGAUGUCCUGGAGGCUACCAGAAGCAACACCCGGCAGUYGUAUGGUAUUUAGUUUGGAAAUCUAUAAGAGAUAGAUUGGUGGUCGAUAAUUAUGUGUAUCCCAACCCUCCCCUGCCAUCCAGGUCUUUUUUUAUCAGUAACUUUCCCUGUAAUUUCAUUUUUUACUCCAUAUGCAAAUACUGUCAUGAAUUUCUUGGGGGUUCACGCCCCCUCCAUUGAAUCAGGCAUUUUGCUUCAAUUUUCAAAUUAUUUUAGUAAGGGAACUUGUAGAAAUUAUCACAAAAAGUUAUUUUGGAUCUUGACACCAUUAGGAAUAAUUGCUCUGUAUUCUUAACGCAUUGAUGGAACUUUUAAUUUACUAACAACAAUCACAGGAAAUGUCAUUUAUACAGUAAACUACAUUUUUUAUGUCAAUAUUUUUCACUUUUAUUCCAAUGAUUCAAUUAUACACUUACACUUUUUGUCCGAAACGUUUUUAUGUCAUUCAGCAAUUCUAUAUUCAUAGUUUAGUCCAAGAAAGGACUGCCCCAAUCAACUCAGCGUCAACUCAAAAUUCAAAACUUUUUUAUGUCAUUCAUCACUUCUAUAUUUCUAUUUGAGUCCAACAAAGGACUGACUUGAGAAUCAACUCAAAAUCGAAGACUUUUCAGUUGAAUGCAUAUUACUUAAAGAGAUAAAUACUGAGACAUUUUAAUUUAAGGAAUAUAAAAAACGCUUUCAUGUCUCUGUACUGUGAUAUAAACACACACUGGGAGCUGUAGAGCACAAGACAAGCAAGCUUACAGCUUUAGAAAUACAAGGCAUAGCCCAGUGUUUCUCUUGCUUUUCAAGUGCUGUGCAGCUCCCGCAGUGUUUAUAUGACAAUAUAGAGACCUAAGCAGCCAUUUUAUAUUGCUUUCAUAAACUAAAUAUUUUUGGAGAACUUUGUGCAAAUUUGUCUCUGUCCUCUGAUAUAAGCACGGUAGCCAGCCAAUCAGCAUAUGCAUUAUAUUUCAAAUAUUUGUACAUGUAUACUAUAAUUCCUAAUUAAUAUUUUAAACUAAAGUGUUUUAAACUUAACUUGAUAAAGUUAAAUUAUAAUUGACAUAAUUAAUUUUACUAAAAACAAGCAUAUUGAUAUAUAGAAAAAAUAAUAGUAAAUUGAUUUUAAAAUACUUAAUUCAUUAUCAAUGGUAGGUUAAAGGAGAAUGAGAAAUUAUUUUUUUGUUAGUUAUUUUUAUUUCUUUUUCAAAGAUGGGCUGCUAUAAGAGGCACUAACCUUUUAAAGUGGAGGAGGAGGGGGGGUCUAAAUUAAUCCUUAGGAACAAUUACAUAUUUACAUAUUUACAUAUGAUAAUUAAUAAUGUUAGCAAAUUUUAAACAAUAUCAAAAAUCUGGGUUUUGAGAUUUUUUUGUUGCAUCAAAAGUAAUGUAAAAAAGUUGACUUUCAUAUUUACAAUAUAGUAAAAGGUUAGCAAUGUCUCGGUUGUAGAUGAGCAAUGUACCAUUCUCCAUUAAAAACGUCCAUAUGCAUUUCA